This is a messenger RNA of Argentina anserina (silverweed cinquefoil), 1758 nucleotides long. RefSeq lists its product as uncharacterized. Bases 1 to 1758 code for a protein of 585 amino acids. NCBI's taxonomy places the organism in Eukaryota, Viridiplantae, Streptophyta, Magnoliopsida, Rosales, Rosaceae. The record is from RefSeq and is a predicted model, not a curated record. The transcript is spliced from 3 exons.
AUGAGUUAUCAUUCUAGUAUUCCAACAUCAAGUGCAGCGGAGCCAAAGAAGAGGAGGGGAAUGGGUACAGCUUUGGAGAAAGCAUUUCAAAAUAACUCUAGGGAGCAAUGUGAUGGUGAAGUAGCAAGAAUGUUUUACACAAGUGGUUUGUCUUUCAACCUUGCAAGAAAUCCUCAUUAUCGCUUGUCAUAUGUGCGUGCUUCUAGCCUUCCAGGAUAUGUUCCACCUGGUUACAAUGCAUUGAGGACUACACUUCUUCAAAAGGAAAGGAAGAACCUUGAGCUUCAUUUACAACCGAUCAAAGACUCAUGGAAUGCUAAAGGGGUGAGUAUAUGUAGUGAUGGUUGGUCUGAUCCGCAAAGAAGACCAAUCAUUAACUUGAUUGCUGCAAAUGCAAAUGGUCCGAUGAUGUUGAGGGCAGUAAAUACUCAAGGUGAAAUAAAAACUGGGGAUAUGAUUGCUGAUUUGAUUAUAGAAUGCAUAAAGGAGGUUGGUCAUGAAAAUAUUGUUCAAAUAGUCACCGAUAAUGCUGUGAAUUGUGUGAAAGCUGGUGCAAUUAUUUCAUCCAAGUAUCCUUCUAUCUUCUGGACACCAUGUGUAGUGCAUACCUUGAACCUUGUUGUGAAGAAUAUAUGUGCACAUUCGCUGCAAACAAGAAACAAUGACGAUGUGUAUGAUGCUUGUAAAUGGAUAGGGCCUCUUGCAGAUGAUAUUUCUUUCAUCAAGAACUUCAUAAUGAACCAUGGGAUGAGGUUGGUGAUGUUUACUGAGCAUUGUGAUCUUAAGCUCCUUACAAUUGCUUCAACCAGGUUUGCCUCCACACUUGUGAUGUUUAAGAGAUUUAAGAAAAUAAAGGCUGGUUUGCAACAUAUGGUAAUCAGUAAUAAAUGGGAUGAUUACAAGGAAGAUGAUGUGAGGAAGGCUGCUGCAGUGAAACAGAAGAUUCUAGAUGAGAUGUUUUGGGAUGAGCUUGAUUAUGUUAUAUCUUUUACUGAGCCCAUAUAUAGUAUGAUUAGACGUUCAUACACCGAUAAGCCGUCUCUUCAUUUAGUGUAUGAAUGGUGGGAAUAUAUGAUUCAGAAUGUGAAGAAAGCCAUAUAUAGGAAAGAAGGGAAACAACUACAUGAUGAUUCAAGCUUUUGGAAUGUUGUGCAUAAGGUGUUGAUGUCUCGUUGGAGCAAGAGUAGCACACCUCUUCAUUGUAUGGCGCAUUCAUUAAAUCCCAAGUAUUAUAGUCCGGAAUGGCUAUUAGAAGAUAGCACCCGAAAACCUCCUCAUCAAGAUAUUGAUAUUACUAGAGAAAGAAAAAACUGCAUCUUGAAGUAUUUUGAUGAUGCAGAUCAUGCAGAUCAGCGGAGAGAAGUUAAUGUGGAGUACUCCAAUUUUUCCUUGUGUAUGGAUGAUUUUUGUAAUGUUGAUGCAAUGCAUGAUCGGUCCAUCUUACACCCUUUGAAAUGGAACUUGAGUACUUACAAGUUCAUACAUUCGGCAACAAGAAACAAGAUUACUCCACAAAGAGCAGAAGAUUUGGUGUAUGUACAUACCAAUCUUCGCCUUGUAUCUAGAUGUAGUGACUCUUACAAGGAAGGUCCGUUUCACAUGUGGGAUGUUGGAGGUGAUCAAUUUGAUUCAUUAGAUGAAACUAAUCUUGGAAGACUUGAGUUUGAGGAUCUUUCUCUUGAUGAACCGACUUUGGAGGCUGUUUUGUUUGAUAAUGUUCAGGAGAAUGUUCAUGAGGAUGAUGUCGUUGAUGUAUAA